Molecule: messenger RNA, 1980 nt
Organism: Dicentrarchus labrax (European seabass)
Lineage: Eukaryota; Metazoa; Chordata; Actinopteri; Moronidae
Product: GTPase IMAP family member 8-like
Exons: 4
Coding region: 55-1305 (416 amino acids)
Molecular function (GO): GTP binding
Source: RefSeq, a predicted model, not a curated record
UCCAGAGACUCCAGUGAAACCUACCUGCUGUCUGUUCUCUACUAAGCAGUUAAAAUGCAAUCUAACAGGCUGCCAUCGAACGGACAUCUGCAGUCACAUCCUGAACAGUUAACAGUCGCUCUGCUUGGAAAGAGAGCUGAGUUAAGGAACAUCAUUGGAAACAUGAUCCUUGGCAGUAAUGCAUUCGACACAGAGUCAAACAUCCUUGUAGUGGGAGAGAACAGCUCAUUCAAAAUAAUCAACACUCCUGAUUUCUUUGAUGAAGAAAGUCUCCUCCCGGACCAGCACAUUAUUGACUUAAUGGCACUGUCUCAUCCUGGCCCUGAUCUGUUCAUACUGACAAUAGAUCCAGAAAACACCCAAGAGGUAGAUGUUGUGGCUCAGAUCAGCAAACUCCAGCAUACGUUUGGAGAAAGAAUCACAGAACACUUGGUUGUCACAUUACCAGACAUGGAAAGCUUCCAUUCACCCAGUCAUCUGAAGGAAAUCUUCAACAUCUGGUUGGCACCUGAUGAAAGUAUGGCCAGUGAAUGUAGGAAGUGGUGUUCUGGCCGUGACCCUUUCCUGUAUGACUACAAAAACUACAGUCAAGAUGUUGUGACUAAAAGGAAGACAGCCUUAGAGAAGAUCCUAGAGAAGCAAAAAUGUGGUGGCGAUCCCCUGUGUGACGUUGGCAGCGCAGGUACCAGUGCUCAUGGAGUGCCAGACAACAUAUUUAACAUCGUUCUGCUAGGACUAACUGGGACUGGAAAGAGUGCAUCUGCCAACACCAUCCUGGCUGUUGGAAACACCCGACGGGGUUCAAGACAACUUUUUAGGUCUGAGCCAAGCUCUGUGCCGGUCACCACCCAGUGUGAGUUCAGAAUAAUGGAGAAGCCGUUCGGGGUGCUGGUGAGAUUGGCAGACACUCCAGACUUCUUUCACGACCAACUUGAAAACUCCAAAGCACAGGUAGAGGAGUGUAAGAAGUACUGUCAGCCAGGACACUGUGUGGUGUUACUUGUGAUACAGCUGGGCCGGUUCACAGAUGCUGAGGAAGGAAUAUUAGAAAAGCUGGAGGACAAGCUUGGCUGGAAGAUCAGAGAGAGCACAAUCGUUCUACUGACCCACGGAGAGGACUUGAAAACAAAAAGUCUGCCACUAUUUAUUGAAAAGAGUGCUCCCCUCAAGAACAUUGUUGAAUCGUGUGGCAGUCGUUAUCAUCUAUUUAACAACUCUUCUGAGGACCCAAAGCAAGUCAUUAAUCUCAUCAAGAAAAUUCCAAAUUACUACAAAAUGUUCACAAAGUUAACAAAAAGACAUUAGUUACAGAAUGCUAGGAUUAAAGCACAGCACAAGAGCCUGCCUUUCCCUGCGAUCCCCGGUCAGGGUACCGCUAACAGGAUUCAACAGGCAUCUGCAGCUUUAAACAGAAAGUCUGCCAUCUGACUGGGGUCACAGGACCACCAGCUGAUCUACGCAGCUCACUGGCAACUGUUCUUCCUCCCUCCUUUCACAGACUGUCGUUAACGUACUGGGCAUAGAUAGUUUCAGAUAACUUAACAGGGUUAACGGCUAAGCAAGGACUGUUUAAUUACUGUAAUGUUGCUGUACUGAUGUGUUUUAUUCAGGUUAUGUUAUUGUGUUGUUACUGUAGUAACCGUAGUCUUUGAGACAGUGCUAAGGUUAUGUUAGUUUAAUGUUAUGCUUCACACAGACAGUCGUUGCAUGCCACUAACUCCCUUCUGCCUCAACCUCAGCACACACGACGAGAGGGAACUCAAACCCUCCCGCUCCUCCAUGCUCUUCGUGUCUCACCAACACCUGUUUCAUACUCAGCUGAAACAUCUGGUCAGAGGACAAAGGACACACACCUUUUCUGGAGCGCAACCCCUCAUGCGGGUGCGCACACACUAACACACACACGCACACACACACACAACUAGAUAGAUAGCUAGAUUUGCAUUAAUUAUUCCUUUAAUAAAUACUUGUGUUUACACA